Tauraco erythrolophus (red-crested turaco) is the source of this 1933-nucleotide messenger RNA. The record is from RefSeq and is a predicted model, not a curated record. Lineage: Eukaryota; Metazoa; Chordata; Aves; Musophagiformes; Musophagidae.
AUGGCAGCGGCCCCCCUGCAGCGCACGGAGAUUAACGGUGAAGCAGAGAUCCACCCACAGCCUGUGGAGGACCCCACGCUGGAGGAGAGAUGGCUGUGUCCAAAGGAGUUUUCAUCACUGCACUUUGAGAAACACUCUGAGAAUUUUUCGUGGACAGAGAAUCGUUACGAAGCAAAUCGCAGAAGGCACAACUUUUCAGAUGAGUUUGAUCCUAACAUUGGACGGCCGAACGGAGGGCGUUUUGGGAGAAAAGAGAAGAAUGGUUGGCGUUCACAAGGCAGAAAUGGUACAGAAAACGUAAACCAUCGUGGAGGAUACCAUGGCGGAGGUUCCCGUGCUCGUACCAGCACCUUCCACUGUGGAAAAGGCCAAGGACUGCAUGAAAACAAUGUGCCUGAUAAUGAAACUGGGAAAAAUGAAGACAAUGAAGUACCCAAACAGUUUGAGGCUGAGGAUUUUCCGUCUUUGAACCCUGAAUAUGAGAGGGAACCAAACCAGAAUAAAUCUUUAGCUGGAGGCGUAUGGGGAUAUCCUUUGAAUCCUAAAUCUAGAUCUCCAAGAAUGCUGGUCAUUAAAAAGGGCAGUACAAAAGAACUGCGAAUAUCUGGAUUCCCAGUAGUAGGAAGUCUUCAUUCACAACCAGUAAGGAAUGGAACUGGCACAAGUUUUUAUAAAGGGUUAAUCCCUAAACCUGUGUCUCCACCCGCAAAGCCUACGCAGUGGAAAAGCCAAGCAAAAGAAAAUAAACUUGGGAAUCCAUUUGCUCACGAAUCUGCGUAUGGUGUUGACAAUUUGAGUCCUUUCAAAUCAACUGCCAAGGCGUUUACUGUAUCACAAAGUUCAGUGAAAAAGUGUAAUCGGUCAAAUUCUUCAUCUCCUGUUGACAAAGUUGGUCAGCCUCGUUUAACAAAAUUGACAAGAAUGCGAACUGAUAAGAAGAGUGAAUUUUUGAAAGCGUUGAAAGGAGAUAGAGCGGAAGAGGAACAUGAAGAGAAGAAUCAUGCUGGGCAAGAGAAGGAUGAUGAUUCCUUUAACUUGCAUAACAGCAACAGUCCUCAUCACGAGAGAGAUAUAAACCGAAACUUUGAAAGUGAAAUUUCGCAGGAGAAUGGCAGUGCUUCAGUUACAUCUCAACAGAAAAUUCGAUCUUCAGCUUUCCCUCAGGCAGAUGUUCUUUCAAGCUCGCUUGAGGCAGAGCAUAGGCUGUUAAAGGAGAUGGGCUGGCAGGAAGACAGUGAAAAUGAUGAAACAUAUGCUCCACUAACAGAGGAUGAGAUGAGGGAGUUCCGAGUCAUUAGUGAACAGUUACGGAAAAAUGGUCUUCGGAAAAACGGCAUUUUGAAAAAUGGCCUCAUUUGUGACUUUAAAUUUAGCCCCUGGAAAAACAGCACUUUCAAGCCUGCUCUGGAAAAUGAGGAUUCUGAGACAAGCAGCAGUGAUACAUCAGAUGAUGAUGAUGUGUGAAGACUUCUGUAACAUCUGCAGAAGCCUGGUUUGAUCUCAUGAAAAUUUGGGAAUAUGUUGUCCAAAAAAGAUGCCUAAAUUAUGUAGUAACGUACCCACAAGAGGAAGAAUUAUGGUAUCUUUCUCUGAAGAAAGCGAGGGAUGGUGUGUUGGAACAUUACUAUAAUUUCUUUGUAAACGAAUGUUGUAAAAUGAGGGCUUUGGUUGACCCAGCAUUGACCUCCUUCAUCAUUGAAGCAUUUCUGACUAGCAAUGUGACAAUGUAACAGAUCAGACUUUCUCAGUAAUAAAAAGGAAUUGUGUAAUGUCUUGCAGAGCUGCUGUCUUGAAGUGUCCAAGUCUAUAAGGGGGAAAAAAGGCAGCUUGACACAGUGUUCUGCUUGCCAAGUCAUUUCUUCUUACAAUGGAAAUCUGUGAGUCCACUUUGUACGCAAAAAGGGCAAUGUAGCACGUUGGCUAAAAUGAGCAA